AAGGCCCCGCCCCCUCGGCUCAACUGACCGUGCAGAAGCAACUUAUGCGUGGGAACAAAACUUCUUACAUUUCGCUGAAUUAUUAAGAUUAAUGUGACAUAACGUAUUAUAAACACAUCACGUUUUCACUUAAAGCAUAUUAAUGCGCACAUAAUGACGCGAGAGGAGGACCUGUUGCGGAUUGCUAAAAAACUAGACAAGAUGGUGUCUAGAAAUAACAUGGAUGGAGCUCUAGAUCUUCUGAGAGAAUUGAAAGAUUUCAACAUGACACUGAAGCUUCUUCAGGAUACAAGAAUUGGCAUGUCUGUCAACGGAAUAAGAAAACAUUGCACAGACGAGGAUGUUGCCAACUUGGCAAAAAUCCUUAUCAAAAACUGGAAGAAGCUUUUAGAAUCUGCUCAAAACCAAAAGUCUGAGAGGUCAAAUGAGGUGAAGAAUGGCAAUCAUCCAAGCAAGCCAUCAGGGUCACCCAACAGGACCUCUCCUGAGAGACAGUCCAGUCCACAAAGGUCAACAACAGUAUUUAAACCAGACUUAGACUCUAACAAGAAACUCGAUGAAAAACACAGAAGAGAGAAACGUGAUGCAGAGCUCAGGAACGAAAAACGAGAAAGUGAACAGAAAAAAGAGAAACAAUCUAUUAACAAUAAAAAGGAACGAGAGAGGAGAGAUGUAUUGAACAGUGAUCAUCUUCCCUCCCCAAUGACGCAUUCAUCUCCGCCUCCCAAGUGUCCUCCGGUUGGGGAAGUGAAAAGAGAGAGGAAAGAUGCUCCUGUUGAUUUUUUCCCUCCUGCUUCGAUCAAUUUCCACCCUCCUCUAAGACGCUCAUCAGUAGAUGUAAAGAAAGAGAGAAAAGACACUCAGGGUCAUUUACAGUCUUCUCUACAGUCUCAUCCGCAUAAACGUCCCUCCAUAGAUGGAAAGAAAGAAAGGAGAGAUGCACCUCAUCCUCUUUUUCCUCUUCAUCAUCACCUUCAUCCUCCACUUCCUCCUCCUCCUCCUAUUCCUAUCCCUAAGCGUUCAUCAGAGGUGAAGAAAGAAAGGAAAGAUCCUCCUGAAACUUUACCUCCUCCUGCUCCUAUCCUUUCUUCUCCUCUUCCUCCCAAACGUCCAUCACUAGAAGAGCCCAAAGAAAGGGCAAAAAAAGCACCUGAUCCGAAUGCCCCACUUCCUCCUUUACCUUUUCAUCUACAUCCUCCUCAGAAACGUGAGAUGAAGAAAGAGAGAAAAGAAACGGCUGAACCCAGUGCUCCUCUUCCUCCUGUUCCUCUCCAUCUUCAGCCUCCUACACCUACUAAACGUCCCUCAUUAGACACAAAGAAAGACAAAGAGAAAGAAAGAAAAGACACAUCAGACCCGAAGAGACAGACUUCUGAACACAAUGAGAAAGAUAGAAAAAACACAAGUGAAGGUAAACCACUCAAAAGGCCAUCAAUGAAGAUCAAGAUUGAGAGAAAAGACUCCACAGAUUCUAAAAAGCUCCAUUCUAGAAAGCUCAGCCUGGAUGGACGGAGAGACAGUAAGGACUCUACUGACUCCAAGUCAAGCCAUCACCUUUUGAAAGGACAAUCAAGUGAACCUAAAUCGGAGAGGAGAGAUUCUACUAACUCAAGGUCUGGCAGCUCACCUCAAGCCAGGAAAUCUAGUGAAAGCAAGAGUAAACCAGAGACCCCAAAGACGCCCACAACACCCACAAGCCCCCUCUCCCCGUCGUUUAGCUCCGGUGUGGGUCCUUUAUGUCCUCGUCUGCAAACUGGGGAUCCCAUCAGAGACAAAUGCAUCGAAAUGCUGACCGCUGCGCUACAUACAGAUGAUGACUACAAAGACUAUGGGGCAAACUGUGAGGGCAUGGCGGCAGAAAUUGAGGAUCAUAUCUACCAAGAGAUAAAAGCCACAGAUAUGAAAUACAAGAACAGAGUUCGCAGCCGCAUAAGUAACCUCAAAGAUCCCAAAAAUCCCAAUCUGCGUAAAAAUGUCUUGGCUGGAGCCAUCGAGUUGAGCCGCAUCGCCAUCAUGACUGCUGAGGAGAUGGCUAGUGAUGAACUGAAACAGUUGAGAAACGUGUUGACCCAGGAGGCCAUUCGAGAACAUCAGAUGGCAAAGACUGGAGGAACCACCACUGACCUGCUGCAGUGUGGCAAGUGCAGGAAGAAAAACUGCACCUACAACCAGGUGCAAACCCGCAGUGCUGAUGAACCAAUGACCACCUUUGUGUUAUGCAAUGAAUGUGGUAACCGCUGGAAGUUCUGCUAACCUGAAGCCAGAACUCCAAGAACAAAGACCAUGUAGGAUUCCUCAUCUUUUUAUUUUUUAAUUUGGAAGAGAAUGUAAUAUAAUGGUUUAUUCUACCAGAAAAUGGCCCCGAAUUUAUAAUAUGUAAAUUAAAUCUUCAAUUUUUACAGAGGUACACAACAUAGCAAAGCGUGUGUUCUGUUUAUUCAUAAUUGAAGUGAAAAUUAAUUACCUAGGAAAUGUAAAUCUGUUUAAAUUGUACGCUUUUAUACUGUUUUAUGAAAUGCCAGAAUUAUUAUUUUUUUAACUUGAUUAAUUGGUUUAUUAUGCAGAAUCAUAUUGGGGUCAGAUGUUAAAAAUUAAAAUGGAAAUUCAAAUUUGAAAAUUUAACAUGUAAUUUAUUGAGAGAAUCCUAAUCUAUUUCAGAUGUAGCAGCUAUAUAGUACAACUAGGGGUGUGCAAUAUAUCGUCUGCGAUAAUAUCGCAAUUGUUGUUUAAACGAUGUGCGAUUUGACAUUGAGUAUUUUGCAAAAACCAUUCAAAACACACCUACAGAGUGCACGCAUUCAUUACGUGAAGUCUAGACUAGUGUGCGUGUGUAGAGUGUUCUUUCACUGCACUUUCACUACAUUUAGAAUGAUCACAAAAUUAAAGACAUGGGGGCAGAAAAUGUAUAUUGGUUAUUUUGUACCACUUCAUAUAGCCUAGUUAAUCAAUUUCACACAAAAAAUAACGCUCCAAAAAUUACCAUGAUUACAAAUGUGAUAUUGAUUUUUUUGUAACAGUUCAGUACACAAGAGGUUAGUGAGAGACUAUAGUUUAAGACACCAUAUUUCCUGUUUUUGCUUUAUUUCAACAACAAAAAUCACUCCAAACACAGCCACAGCACUGUUUUGCGUCUCUGAGCAACAUGAGGGCGUUUCGUUCCUGCAUGAAUCAACCGUUUGAAUGAUUCGGUUCAAUCGCAAUGACUCUCUUAUUAACGGUGACUUGCUGCCACCUGCUGGUGAUUUUAAUUUCACAUUCAAAGUAUCUUUUAUUAUUUAAAUAAUUUCAAAUAGCAGUAUUUAAAGGGUUAGUUCACCCCAAAAUGAAAAUUAUUUCAUUAAUUACUCACCCUCUUGUCGUUCCAAACCCGUAAGACCUUCG
Messenger RNA from Onychostoma macrolepis, 3381 nucleotides. It is a transcript of the gene tcea3, whose product is annotated as transcription elongation factor A (SII), 3. Lineage: Eukaryota; Metazoa; Chordata; Actinopteri; Cypriniformes; Cyprinidae. The transcript is spliced from 23 exons. The record is from RefSeq and is a predicted model, not a curated record. Bases 154 to 2253 code for a protein of 699 amino acids. Gene Ontology annotation, cellular component: nucleus. Gene Ontology annotation, molecular function: zinc ion binding; nucleic acid binding. Gene Ontology annotation, biological process: transcription elongation by RNA polymerase II; DNA-templated transcription.